Molecule: messenger RNA, 393 nt
Organism: Metarhizium brunneum ARSEF 3297
Lineage: Eukaryota; Fungi; Ascomycota; Sordariomycetes; Hypocreales; Clavicipitaceae
Product: Fatty acid-binding protein
Biological process (GO): fatty acid transport
Cellular component (GO): cytosol; nucleus
Molecular function (GO): fatty acid binding
Source: RefSeq, a predicted model, not a curated record
AUGGACAAGUUCUACGGCAGUUGGACCCAAGAGUCGUGCGACAAUGUCGACGCGUUCCUAUGCGCUCUCAAAAUCAGCUUCUUUCUACGCACGGCUGCCAAGACGCAGACACCCACGAUUGAGUUCUCUGCCGAGGGCGACGUCAUCACCUUCAAGACCAUGACUACCUUCAAGACGGACCAGGUCCAGUUUGAGCUGGGCAAGGAAUUCGCCGAGAAGAGACUGGACGGCGUCAUGGUCCAGACCACGGCCGUUCUUCAGGACGACGCCUUGGUCUUCCACAAGGAGGGCGACAAGCCGUACACUGUGACCUUUUCCCUCGAGGGCGACAAGCUCAAGGUCGAAUACGUCAUUGGCAACGUCGUGGCCACUCGCACAUUGACCAAGAAUUGA